This is a messenger RNA of Klebsormidium nitens, 4420 nucleotides long. The record is from the annotation of a GenBank genome assembly. NCBI's taxonomy places the organism in Eukaryota, Viridiplantae, Streptophyta, Klebsormidiophyceae, Klebsormidiales, Klebsormidiaceae.
AUUUCUAAAUUCUACAACUUAGAAAAGAUCAAUGCAUCAGACGUGUGAUUCGUGAUUCUGAGUGAAGUCAUGUGAACUUUAUGCAAGCUCUGAGCUGAUGCAGCACAUUCGAUUUUCUACCAGAAAGCUGUCUCUUGCCCCUCGUUGACAACUGCAUUGUUUCUGAAAACUACCUUAUUUAAACACGUUCAGGUGUCUUUCAGAGGCGAAUGUCAGAGGGGAAGAUGCUGUAUGUUGCUGGGAGAUCAGCCGAGGGUGUAGCAAUGAAAGACACAUGGCUCCAGGAGCUGAUGCUAGCGGCCGGUAUGAUCUCCUGUGCCUCUCCAGUACGGGUCCAGACCUGGCUGGAGACAUGAGGCCAGCUUUCAAAGGGGCCAGAGGGCCCAGUCAUCCUAUCCUGGCCCAGGAGCAUAUCAUGAGGGCCAAGAUGACAUUCGAGCGGAUGACCAGGUUUAUGUCAUUCCGGAAUGUCAGGGUCUGGGAGGACCUCCACCAGGAGAUAAGCCAGCGCACGCUCGCUGUCGUCCUGGCGGGGAUUGCGCUUGCUUAUGGACUCUCAUUGACAAGCGCAUCGAUGUGGGCGAACCUCCCAGUUGCGUUUGUCAUUCUCCUCUUACUACGCCGCCUGAGCUUCAACUACGAGAUUCGCUGGAGCCCCGACUACCACCCGGACUGCUGCAUCCACAACCAGUGGCCUGUCGUGCACCAAUUGGCGCCUGAUGGCCCUCUACUUUCCUUUGACCUGCAAAAGCAUCCCAAGCGGUUGGGAAACUGGAAAGUGGGAAUCAACGCACCUGCCGUUGAGGCGGCAGUCGACGCACUGACAAAGGCAAUUGUCAAGGAGUGGGUGACCAAUUUGUGGUACCGGCUUGUGACUCCGGACGAGGACUUUCCCGAAGAACUGCGUCUCCUGCUCAACCGCGCCAUCGCCGAAAUUGCUGUACGCAUCCGCAAGGCCAACCUGGUCAACCUGCUAACCCGCGACCUGGUUAACCUGUUCGGCCACCACCUUGAGCUCUACCGCCGGGCACGCGACCACGUCGGACGCGAUGUUUUGGACAGACUCAGUGCGUCCGAACAGGACGAGCGCCUUCGCCAAGCGAUGCUGCGCUUGGGGGCGUUGCAUGUGGCCUUAACCUCGGCUCCCGCAGAGUACCGUGUGCUGCGGAGACUCAUGGGGGGCGUGGUGACGUCAGCCCUGAGGUCGGACGAGGUGCAAUGCAGGCUCGUGCGCGUGAUAGCGAGAGAGAUCCUGGCGAGUGCGGUCAUGCGGCCGCUCAUGAGCCUAUUCACCCCGGCACUGAUCAACGACUUGAUCUUGUCAAGCAUUCCGGACCCGAAAAAGCCGGCGAAGGAGGGCGAAACGGCGCCCCCCGAGAGCGAGGCGAGCAGCCGAAGGCCGAGCGGGGUACACGAGGAAGGAGGGGUGGCGGAACACAAGCCUGUCCCCCCUCCUGCGCCCUCGUUCGGCGCAGAGGACUUGGCAAAGUUUGAGAAGCGAAAGACGGCACUGGCGGCAGAGCACUGGGAUCAGAUGUGGGUGGGGGCGAAAGGAAAGCGGCAGCGCGCACUGGCGGAAGAACGAGAACGGCGCGCAAGGGAAGCUGCGGCGCUGGGGGGGGUGACGUCGAGUGCAGGGGAGGGGGUCGGGGAGAGGGGGUCGAAGUGGGGGGACAUGAGCCCCCUGGCGAGCAGCACGACUAGUUUGAAUACUUUCGAGGGGGAGGAAGCGUCCCCCCCCGGGAGAGCCGAGUCAGUUCCGGGCGUGGUUUCGGAUCUUCUCUUGGACUCGCAAAGCCCCAGCGAGCCUGUCGUGCCCGGCAUCGGUUGGGAAUCGGACGGCUGGGAGGAUCCUGUUUCUACUCCGACGGCCCCGGGUGCGACAGCAGGAGUCGCAGCAAGUGCGCCGGAGCUUGGUGGCGUGACCCGCGCGUUGGAAGUUAGAGUUUCUAGUGAGCUGGGCGCAGCCUCUAGCCGGUUGCCGAAAAAGGAAACGACAGAUAGAUCUAGUGCUCGGAAGUCGGUCGGGCUAGCAAAACUAGAUGCCAAUUGGAUGGGGCUUGAUGCGCCCCACCGAGAGGGGACCGCAAGUGCCCCGAAAACGCCUCUGCUAUCCACACGGAGUGAGGGGGUGGUUUUUGCAGCCAACCUGCCCCCCCUCUCGACCCGCAGCGAGAACGGGGACCGCACAUGGGAGAAGAGGGGGGCAAGCAGCAGCUGGAACGAGGCCUUGGAGGACCCCCCCGCCAGGCGCCACCGGCGGAGCCUUAGCGGGGGGUUCGAGAGCCUUGCAACCGACGAAGCGUGGGGUGACGUCGACGCUGACGUCAGCAAGGCGCGCCGGCGCGGCAGCUUCGAGGAACCCCCACGGGGGGGGUUGCUGAGGAGGACGUCGAGCGAGCGGCUGUGGGAGGUCGCGGGGGAGAGUGCGCCGGUGUCGCCGGACGCAAGCGGUGUGCUACCGGCAGGGGGGUGGAACCGGGUUCUGGGGAGGGUGGUCGGGGCCAAAAUGGAGGAGAGCGGGGGGAAGGCGUUUGCGGUGUAUACGAUUGCGGUGGCUGACUCGGACAGGAGCUCAUGGCUGGUCCAACGAAGGUACCGCAAUUUCGAGGCGCUGCACCGGCGCCUGAAGGACCUGCCCCAGUACAAGCUGAAGCUGCCCCCCAAGCGCUUCCUAGGGCCCAAUCUAGACGGCAGCUUCGUCCUGGAGCGCCGCGCGCAGCUCGACAAGUACCUGCAGGACCUGCUGGCCGUACCCAGCGUCGCUGAGAGCCACGAAGUGUGGGACUUUCUGAGCGCAGACUCACACGCAUACGGCUACGGGCACUCGUCCUCCAUGAUCAAGACGCUCGCAGGCAACGUGGACGACGUGGUCGACACGAUGUUCCGCCGGCUUAACGAAGUUUCGGACGAGUUACAGGGCGCGCUAACCAAGGGGUUGAAGAAAGCGCCCACGUUAAACGACACGCUCUCGAAGCAGAAAACGCUGCCAAAGCAGCCGGGCCUCGUCGAAGUCGCGAUGGCGGACCAGGCUUACCGGGGGGGCGGGGUAGAUGACGCCUUUGUGGAGGUGCGGGAGUUCGAUGACGGCGCAGGGGGGUACAAUAGGCAGGCGGCCAAGGGGGGAGGUUCGGGAAGGGCGGCAAACAGGGACGGGUUGCUUAGCGUUCAGCCCGACACGCCUGCUUCCGAGGGAGGGGGGACGCGCGACGGGCUAAGAUCGCAAUCGAGCGUUGACAGCGGCUUUUCGGUCGAUUCCGCACAACCACGGCGGGGGGAUGCCCCCGGAAAGAAUGUCCGCAGGGACGCGCCGACGAUCGUGGAAGAGCGGGAGGGAUCGGCCUCAGCCACGGGGGAGGAGUCGGAGGAUGACGAGGAGGGGAUCCCCCUGCCGCAGGAGUGGCACGCGAGCAAGCUGAGCGGGCCGCUGCUGAAUCUGGUGGACAACGUGUUCAAGCUGCAGCAGUACGGCUGGCUGAGAAGACAGGUGGUUUGGAUGGCGCGCCAGAUUCUUGAGAUUGGCCUGGGUGACGCCAUCGAUGACUUCAUCCUGACCCAGAUCCAGUGGAUCCGUCAGCCCGAGGUCGUCGCCGCAGCGGUGGACGGCGUCCGGAGCCUCCUCUGGCCCAGCGGAAUCUGGUUCGCCAACCAACCGGAAUCUGCCACGUGGCAGCAGCCGCCAGUCAAAAAGCCCACGGAUGCACGGCAGCCCGAGGUCGUGCGGCCUGCAAAAGCUGCCGCAGAGCACGUAAGGGCGGCUGCGAAAGAAAGCGAUCCGUCGCGGCAUGUACAUAAGGGGGCGGGGAACGGGCGCGCGGAUGCGGGCGGGGUGAAGACACCAAGUGUAAAUAGCGAGGGGGAGAUCGAGUGGGAUUGGCACCCCCGCCGGCCGCAGCUGAGCUUCGAGGAACGGCUGGAGGCGGCGCGGAAGGCCGCGCUGGUUCGAGAGAUCUUCUUAGACCGGGCCCCCGCUGCCCUUGUCAGCCUCAUAGGGUCCAAACAGUACAAGAAAUGCGCUCGGGACGUGUACAACUUCAUCCAGUCUCCAAUCUGCGUGAAGCAACUGGCUUACGGCGUGUUGGAGCUCCUCAUUGAGGCCACAUUUCCGGAGUUACAAGCCUUGGUCCAAGACGUUAGGACGAACGGAGCCUCAAGAUGAAGUCAAAGGUUGCAAGCUUCCUGGGCCCGAGUACACUCUCAGUAAGCUUGCUAAGUUAGACACGAAAGAAUAUAUUUAGUGUUUUGGUAAUCUGGUAACUGUCGCUUUCGAAUUGUUUCGGCGCUAUUGCAUACCAUUACUGUAGAUUUAAUGUGCUCGCUACAAUAGUGAAUUAUACUUACUCAGCUAGAAAAUUAUUGCUCGAACCGGAGUUUCCUGUUAGACUGGUGUGGCAUACGUCCAAUGCCGCUUAAAUAUCGG